CUCCUGAAGUGGAUGACAACAGACUGGUCAUCAUUCUUGUGUCCGUCUCCAUACUCAUUGUGGCUGUCAUCAUAUUUUGUCUUAUACUGAGGGGAAAGAUUUGGUUGAAACUGCGCGACUGGAUCGGUUAUUCCACCCAAACCGGCUCAGCCAGAAAUAAUAGGAGAGGAGUUCCUCGGAGUAAGACCAGUAACUUUUUUUUUUCAGUUAUGAGUGUUUUUGAUUGAAGUUUUUAAGACCUUGGUAUAAUGGUUAGGUUGUCUUUCUCUCAAUUAAGUGGCAUCAUCUGGGACCCUCCCAGCGUAUAGGUAAACACUUGGUGAAAGUGGUGGGAUGGUGGGGAGAUAACCCUGAGUAAAAAAAAUACAACCUUUGCAUGGUAAUAAAAAUUUUCUGUCUUUGGAAUAAUAGCUGCAGGAACAAUUUUGGGAUUUUAAAAAAAAAGUAUCUUUAAAAAAAAAAACUUUAUCUUAAAAAGUAACAUUUAUUCUGCUUACAAGAAAUUUAACCGGUUUACUUUAUCCAAUGAUAUUUAAUUGUCACAAAAAAAAAUAUAUUUUUACAAAUACAUGUAAAUACAUUAUAUGCUUUGGUCAGUGCCUGCUAUACUUAAAAUGUUUAGUUAAGAUGAGUCAUUGAAAGUACAACUUUAUUGUGCAGUUUGCCCUCUGACAUCAGUAAUGGGCAUGGUAUUAUUACUACUAUAUCAUUUCUUGACUCGAAGCAACUUAAAACAAGAAGAUACAGUAGAUAAGCCAUUACAUUAUCAUUAGAUAGUCUGCUAUUUAGCAGUAAUCAUUAGUCAAUGAUGUGUGUUUUACUAUAACUGUUAAUUUUUUUCUUUAACCUAAGUUUUUUCAGCCAAUCAAUAUAUUAUUUAGUUUUAAUGAUAAAAUAAAUUUGAAAUGAGUUUUAUUUCAUUUUUGAAAAUUUAAUUCCCCCCCCCCCCUUUUUCUUGCAGUUCUUCCGAUUUAUUGCUUUGAGUAUUUUUUUUUUUAACCUAAAUUUUUUCAGACAAUCUAUAUUUUAUUUAGUUUUAAUGAUAAAAUUAAAUUGAAAUGAGUUUUAUUUCAUUUUUUAAAAUUUAAUUCCCCCCCCCCCCUUUUUCUUGCAGUUCUUCCGAUUUAUUGCUUUGAGAAUGCCAACUAUGUGAAGGCCGUUGAAAGCCACGUCUCCCUUCUACGUCGGUAUGUGGAUGUCUUACGUGUCCCACCAGAGUUACAGCUGGAUUGCUUUGUCUGCGGACCCAGAAGUCGUGAUCAUUCUUGGGUUGACUCUGAGGUCAAGGACAGCGAUGUUAUUAUUUACUUAUCUCCGAGCCUAGGAGCGCUACUCAAAAAUGAUUUAGACACAUCUCAUUUAUCUCAACAGGAUGCCAUCUGCGCUCAAUCCAUACGUGCAGUACAUGAGCACAGACUAAGUUCUCAGUGUACCAAACCCGUUCUCGUAACUUUUGAUUGUUUUCAUCGAGCA
Lymnaea stagnalis (great pond snail) is the source of this 1473-nucleotide messenger RNA. The record is from the annotation of a GenBank genome assembly. Lineage: Eukaryota; Metazoa; Mollusca; Gastropoda; Lymnaeidae.